Ciona intestinalis (vase tunicate) is the source of this 794-nucleotide messenger RNA. Lineage: Eukaryota; Metazoa; Chordata; Ascidiacea; Phlebobranchia; Cionidae. The record is from RefSeq and is a predicted model, not a curated record.
AUUCUAUUUGAAAAAGAAGUAGCACAAUUUAAAAGUAACUGAAAAUGUCUUACCGAAACUCUGGUCCCUUGGAUUGCAAGGUUUAUGUUGGAAAUCUUGGCAGUCAAGGAUCUAAAAAUGAACUUGAACGUGUUUUUGGGUACUAUGGUGCUCUCAAAAACGUGUGGGUCGCAAGAAACCCUCCGGGUUUUGCUUUUGUUGAGUUUGAAGAUAAUAGAGAUGCAGAAGAUGCCGUUCGUGCACUUGAUGGAAGAACCGUUUGUGGAGUAAGAGCGAGAGUUGAAAUGUCAUCUGGACAAUCCCGUCGUGGAAAUGAUAGAGAUCGUGGACCACCACGCGGUCGACGAGAUGAUUAUUAUGAUAGAAAUCGACGUGGUAGAUAUGACAGAUCUCGCUCAAAGAGUCCACGCCGUCAUUCAAGAAGUCGCAGUAGAAGUCCUCGCAGGGAGAGAAGAAGAAAUAGCUACAGCAGAUCCCCAGUAACGAAAGAUAGGGGUUCACAAAGUCCAAGAAGAUCUGUAUCUCCACCACGAAGAUCCUUAAGCAGAAGUGUAAGUCCAUAUGGUAAUGGACGCGACAGUAGAAGCAGAAGUCGUUCAUAAUAUAAAACACAGAAGUUGCUGCCAAGAAACAACUUCUAUAUGCUGUACAAACCAUCAACAAUGUUUGUAACAAGCAGAACUAUACAUAGCACUACAAUUGGGGUACUGUUGUUUGUGGCUAUGUUUUAUGCAUUUUAAAUUUUGAAAGCGCUGUAUAUCUGCUAUAAUAAUAAAACAUUGUUUAAAUAAAAU